UACACUUAUUCCUCCUCGCUCGAUGCCUUCUCCUCUGUUCUCCUCCCUUGCAGAGCUUCUUGUUGUUGAGCUUCUCAAUAACAUAAACACCCGUUGCAGCACUACCUGCCCCUUUCUUACAUUCAUUCCUUCCAACCCAACUAAUAAUAAUAUGAACAACUAAACAACAACAAUAUUAAUCUAUUUUAUUCUGUUCUUUGUUUCUCUCUCUUCUUUUUCUCUUUGUGCUCCAAUCAAUUAUUACACCUUUUAUCCCAUCAUCCUCCUUCUUCCACGCCUUCUCAAUUUGUUGCAGCAUGCUAUGCCCUCUUUUUUCCACACAAACACACAUAUCCUCUCUCUCUCUCCUUGUGACUUUUCUUUUUUACCACUUUCUGACAACUCCACUAUCUCUUCUGUUUUCGUUGCUUAUUCACAAGCAUGCAUAACAUGAACAACAAUUCAACUGCACAAAAUUGAUUCCACGCCCGCACAAAAAAGAAAAAAAAAACUAGCAAUAGGUAUGAACCUUUAUUAGUGUCGGUGUUUGAAGCAGCUAUGGUUGCCGAAGCUUGGAUUGUAAAGAUGGGAAACCAGCUAAGCUCCAAUCUCAAGCAUGCUCUUCUUCUAGAAACUUCCUCAACAAAGAGUAAAAAACAGAAUCAAAAGCGUAUAGAAAAUAACAACAAAGAGACCAUUGGCAUUCUUUCUUUCGAAGUAGCAACCGCGAUGUCAAAAAUGGUUCACCUUCACAAAUCACUUUCAGAUUCUGAGAUCUCAAAGCUCAAGAACGAGACAUUAAUCUCAGAGGGUGUUAGGAACGUUGUUUCCUCUGAUGAGAUUCAUCUCCUCGAGCUCGCUCUCGUGGAGAAGCUCGAGGAGCUGAACCAAAUCGCCGCUGUGGUUUCGCGGCUGGGGAAGAAGUGCUCUGUGCCUGCUUUGCAGGGAUUUGAGCAUAUUUACAGUGACAUAGUUAAUGGCGUGAUUGACAUGAAGGAAUUAGGGUUCUUGGUUAAGCACAUGGAAGGGAUGGUGAGGAAAUUGGAUAGGUAUGUUAAUGCAACAAGGAAUUUGUAUAGUGAAAUGGAAGGGUUGAAUGAAUUAGAAGAAGGUUUGAAGAAGUUUCAGAAUAAUCAUCACGAAGAAAGUAAGAGGGCUUUUGAGCAGAAACUCAUGUGGCAGAGGGAUGAUGUGAGGCAUCUCAAGGAUGUUUCGCUAUGGAAUCAGAACUUUGAUAAGGUCGUUCAGUUAUUAGCCAGGACGGUUUGCACCAUGUAUGCUAGGGUUUCUGUUAUCUUUGGCGAAUCUGCUUUGAAGAACAAUAGUUCUGUGAUUGGUGAAUCUUGCCUCAGUAGUAAUGUUCAUAUGAGUUCUAAGCGGUUGAUUCACAAUCAGAGCAAGAAAAAUGGAUUUCAUUCUGGUUCACUUGUGAAUUCAGUCAUGGAGAGAAAGGGGAGAAAGGGAGCCAGUAAUAGUACUAGCACUAGUAAGGCUCAAAUAGAAAUUAGUAGAGAUCACUUAGCGGCUCUUCGGCAUGAAGAGUUCGGUUUUGCUUGUGGAACUAGUCCAGGGAAACUUUUUAUGGAAUGUCUAAGUUUGAGUAGCAAAGUUUCAAAAUUUGAUGAUGAUGAUGAUGAUGAUGAUGAUGGUGGCUGUGGUUAUGUUAUUGGUUGCGAGGAUCAACAGAGUCACAUGUCAAGUUGUCACAACAGCAUUAAGCACAAGGGAUUCUGCCAUACCGAUGUUCCUUUCACCAGAGAUAGACAGGCAAAGUCUAGUACUCAGAAUUGCUCAACAUUUGGGCAGAAAAUUAGCUUAAGUCUUUAUGCGGUUCCUUCCACUCUUGGAGGGUCUGCUUUAUCCUUGCACUAUGCUAAUGUGAUAAUUUUCAUAGAGAAGCUGUUUCGUUACCCGCAUUUAGUCGGUGAGGAUGCAAGGGAUGACCUUUAUCAGAUGCUGCCAACAAGUUUAAGAUUAUCUCUUAAGGCAAGACUCAAGUCCUAUGUCAAGGAUUUGGCCAUAUGUGAUGCUACUCUUGCUCACAAAUGGAAGGGGAAUCUUGAUGGGAUACUUAGAUGGCUUGGGCCACUUGCACAUAACAUGAUCAGAUGGCAAAGUGAGCGCAACUUCGAGCAGCAUCAAAUUGUCAGCAGGACGAAUGUUCUGCUGCUUCAGACUCUUUACUUUGCUGACAGAGUGAAGAUUGAGGAACUGAUCUGUGAUCUUCUUGUUGGGUUGAAUUACAUAUGCCAUUAUGAACAUCAGCAAAAUGCGCUUCUUGAUUGCGCCAGAAGUUUUGAUUUCGAGGAUUGCUUGGAGUGGCAGUUGCAAUGUGGAGAGUCUUUUCUCAGUUGAAUCAAUAAACUGUCAAAUUUUAAGUCCUCAAUAUGGUGAGCACAUUCUUGAUUAAGAAUACUUUAUGAGGAUGAUAUAUAUUUCUGAAAUUUUCUCCCUGAGGACUAAUAUUGUUUUAAGAGAAAAAAAGGAAGAGGAAAGUAUUUGAUUGCAAUUUGACUUGUGCAGUUGUGCAGCACAUAUGCAGUCAUAUUAUAGAGGAGCAUAGAAAGUUAUGUCGAUCUUGUAAAAUUGUUUAUGUACAGAAUUGCUUGUUGCUUUUGUCA
Messenger RNA from Arachis stenosperma, 2600 nucleotides. RefSeq names its product protein PSK SIMULATOR 1-like. The record is from RefSeq and is a predicted model, not a curated record. The coding region runs from base 538 to 2334 and encodes 598 amino acids. Lineage: Eukaryota; Viridiplantae; Streptophyta; Magnoliopsida; Fabales; Fabaceae. Gene Ontology annotation, biological process: positive regulation of growth. The transcript has a single exon.